AUGGAUAACGAAGAUAUAAAAGCAAUUGCAAACUGUCAUCCAAACCCAUUAACCGCACCCGUUCAAAAUUUAAAUUUACGCCCUGAACUACCAUUACCAACAUCAUAUGUCCCAUGGAAAUCUGACGACCUUUUGGCUUUAUUUGAUGCUAAUAACAUUUUCUUGCUGAUCAAACCGACGCAGACGUCGAGCAUCGAAAUCGCUUUUCAAACGGGACAAUGGGUUUUUGCUCCACAUACCGAAAAGAAGAUUUUAUAUUUUAUUGCAUUUCAUAAAACGGUCUAUUUGCUUUUUACCGCCAAUAAUAGUCAAGCUUUUCAAGGAGUUGCCAAGUUUCUACAUUUAUAUAUACGAUUUAACGCGAAACCACAAGGGAAGAUAGCAUGGAUAUACAAAAAUGAAAUUCCUUACACCCAAUUAAUGCAUAUAAGGAAUCCUUUUAAUUCCAAUAAGCUCAUCUUCGAAGGUAACGACGGGCAAGUGGUCCAAGAGGAAAGCGCAAACGAACUAUUUCGAAUAUUAUCCCAACAAAGAAACGUAAUUUAUAACUCCAUCUAUUCAUGAAUUGAUCAUUAAUCGAAUCAUCGAUUUAUCGUACAAUCGAUUCAUCGACUUCCUUGAUUAAUUAAUCUAUCAAUCGAUUCUUUGUUUUUCUUAUCAAUGUAUUCAUCGAUUAAUUGCUCCAUUCCUCAAUUCAUUAAUAAAUCUAUUAAUUCAUUCUAUCAUUAUCGAAUCGUUGAUU
Diorhabda carinulata is the source of this 742-nucleotide messenger RNA. Its product is annotated as YTH domain-containing protein 1-like. The transcript is spliced from 4 exons. NCBI's taxonomy places the organism in Eukaryota, Metazoa, Arthropoda, Insecta, Coleoptera, Chrysomelidae. The coding region runs from base 1 to 564 and encodes 187 amino acids. Gene Ontology annotation, molecular function: RNA binding. The record is from RefSeq and is a predicted model, not a curated record.